AUGAAUGAAACUAAGAAGAGAAGGAAGCAUAAGAAUAGUAAAUUCGGGUGUCCAAAUUGUAAGAAACGUCGAGUGAAAUGUUCUGAAGAUUUACCCCAAUGUUUAAAUUGUAUCAAACAUAAGGUUAAAUGUGGGUACCUUGAUUUUUCACCUGAAAGGAUUGAAGAGAUGAAACUUGCUAAGUUACAAGAGAAAGAUGAAGAAGAAGGAAGGACAAGGUCGAAUUCAUUGAACCCUAUUUUGUCCAAUGGUAGUGGUCAUAAAUCUUCACUAACUUCAAUUUCUGGAUCUUUAAAGAGUUCAUUAUCAGGCCCAGCUACUUCAAUGGCCCCAUCUUUGUCAGGUACAAAUAAUUCCCUCCAAGGGUCAUUUUCAGGUCCAACUUCAGCUCCAGGCUCAUAUUCGGGUCCAACUUCAGCUCCAAGUUCAAUGCCUGCUUUAUCUUCAGGUCCUUCAACGAUAAACCCUUUGAAAACUUUCAAUUCUCAUGAUUUAGAUGAUGAAAUAGAGAACCUUUCCAUCGGUUUACGUCCAACUACUCAUUAUUAUAACAAUUUCAACAAUAUCUUGAACCAUCCCAACAAUACCAUCAGCCAAAAUUUCGAUAAUUUACUUACCGCAACCCCAGAUAAAGAAGGAAUUAUUUAUCCUGUUUAUUCCAUUGUAGGAAAUCAAGGGAUAAGUCCUUUUGAUAUUAAUAACUUUGGCUUCACAGGAUUGUCAUCUACUGGAAUAUCUUCGACGGGAAUGUCUUCUGCUGCUGCCACUCCUAAUAUUGAUAAUUAUUAUAAUAACUAUGAAGAUGAUUCCCUACAACAGAAUCUUAUUGAAAGUCUUAUGAAUUCCUCCAGUGUACCUCAAGAUUACCUCAUAAAUAUCGCAUCACCACCACAAAUAGCAUCAUCUAAGAUCCUUCCCAAUGGGAUCAAACAACAAUUCAAAUUUAAGAAGUUAAAGAAGGUUGAAGUUAACUACAGAGCUGUGUUAAUUGAUACCGUCAUUCAAUUGGGUCCUAUGAUAUCUCAAGGUACUGCCAGUUUAAUUCAAAUCAGAGGGUUAUACACUGUAUGGCUCAAUUCCUUCUUAUAUAAGAGUUAUGAAUCAGAUCUAAUGUUCAGUUGUUUGAUCAAUUUAACUACCAAUUUCUUGAUUUCCAAUAUCUUCAAUAACUUCAACUUGAUCAAUAAUAACACCAAUAACUUCAUCAACAUCACCAAUACCAAGAAUAUCUUGUUAAUCAUCACCAUUAAAUAUUAUGCUAUUGUUAUCAAAGGAAUCAGAAUCUACCUUAAUAAGAAUUUUGAUCCAGAAUUAUGUUCAUUUGUUAGUUAUAUCUUGAGUCUUAUGAGUAUUUAUGAUCCCGAAGUUUCUUUAAAUUCCGUCAAUUGUUUCACUGACGGACUAUUCAGUGUAUUGAAAUUCAAUUUGAAUCAAUCCAUAAAGAAAGGUAUAACCCCACCAAUUUUGAUCCCUGUUCAUUUGAAAUUAAUGGAAAACAUCCAAAAAUCUAUCUAUUUCCCCGGUUAUGAUCCUGAUUUCUUACAUGAAUACAGAGAUAUGUUAUCAACAUUCGGUGCUAUCUUAUCAAAAUUAAAAUUACCCACUGAACUUGAACAAUACUUGAACAAACAUUAUUCUAAUCUUUGGGAUUUCACUAAUUCUUCCUUAGAUGAAUAUUUACCCUUGCUCAUUGAAAAUCAAGAUAAUAAUCAAAUUCAACAGGAAGUUCUUUUCAAAAUGACAAGUACUUGGGUAAGAUUAUUCCCUUCCAAAUUACUUAUGAUCAACAAAAACAGUCAUUUAAUGGAGAAAGUUCUUUAUAUUUUCUUCAAAUUAUUCAAAAAAUCCCUUUUUGCCAUUGUUCCCCAGGUUAAAUAUUAUUUCUUACGAGAUUUCGAUUCUCCCUUGAUGCUCGAUGUAUUCAAUUUCUUAAACGAUAAUGAGAUCUUCUUUGACGACAAUUUGAACCAGGAUUAUGUCGUCAAGUAUAAAGAUGAAUUAAAAGUGUUGAUAAGUUACUGUGUAAGAGCUGCCAAUUAUUUCUUAAAAAGAUUACAAUUCAUGUAUAAAACCGUUGUUUAUGAAUCCACCACAAAAAACUUAUUUCCUGUUCCUCAAGAAAGAAAGAGUUUCAUUAUAGACAUACCGAAAUUUAGGAAACUUUUCUAUGAGACGUUGAAUAUCAAAGAAACUCAUAUCAAAAGUUUUAACACCACUUUGAUCAAACCCUAUCAUUUCCCUCAUACUGAAGAUAUAGAACAAGGGGAAGAUGGGAUUGAUCAUGUGGAUUAUUUAACAAUGAAGGAAUAUGGGUUUUUAGCUGGUGAUGUAAUUUCUUAG
Messenger RNA from Yamadazyma jaroonii, 2340 nucleotides. The record is from the annotation of a GenBank genome assembly. Lineage: Eukaryota; Fungi; Ascomycota; Pichiomycetes; Serinales; Debaryomycetaceae.